AAAAAGAUCACGUGGCUUUCUUUCUUCACUUCCGCAUACCGUGUCGUUUAUGUAAUAAGUCCCGCCUUGCCUGAUGACGUAUUCAGCUCUGAUUGGUUCUUUUCAGUAGAUUAUCCAACACACAAGUGGGUUUGAGCAACGCUGUAUGAAUCACUUACUCUCUCUCUCACACACACACACACACACACGUGAGGGAAACGAUGUCGUCUGUCAACUUGGACAAGAUCAGGAGCAACUCUGUGAAGAGCUCAGUGUCUGGGGAGAACGUGGAGCUUGGCUCACUGUGGAGAGAUCAGACAGCGGUGAUAUUUUUCCUGCGACGCUUCGGCUGUCAGAUCUGCCGCUGGGCCGCGGUGGAGGUCAGCAAGCUGGAGGGAUCUCUGAGAGCGAACGACGUGGCCCUCGUCGGAAUCGGACCCGAGGAGACGGGACUCAAAGAGUUUAUGGAUGGCGGAUUUUUUAAAGGAGAUAUUUACAUUGACGAAACAAAGCAGUGCUACAAGGAGCUUGGAUUUAAAAGAUAUAACGCGUUUAACCUGCUACCUGCUGCUUUGGGAAAGCAAGUAAGAGAAAUCGCAUCGAAGGCAAGUAAUGAAGGAAUUCAGGGCAACUUCAGUGGAGAUCUUCUGCAGAGCGGCGGCAUGCUGAUUGUAGCCAAAGGUGGUGAGAAGGUCCUGUUGCACUUUAUUCAAGAAACACCAGGAGAUCUGGUGCCUCUAAUAGACAUCACCAAAGCCCUGGGCAUCAGUGCCAGUGUGCAGGCCGGAGAGAAACCUCAGUGCAAUGAAGACGUCUGUACAAAAUGAAGAGCUGCUCUUCUUUCUCUCGACACCUCAGCGCCAUGAUGUUCUUCUACACAAAGCUCCAACAGACUUGUGAUUACAUAAUUACAUCAUGUGAAGGAUCUCAAACUCCCAACCUGCUAAAUCAAAAAAAUUAAAACAAAUAAAAGAAA
This is a messenger RNA of Silurus meridionalis, 955 nucleotides long. It is a transcript of the gene prxl2b, whose product is annotated as peroxiredoxin like 2B. The transcript has 7 exons. The record is from RefSeq and is a predicted model, not a curated record. Lineage: Eukaryota; Metazoa; Chordata; Actinopteri; Siluriformes; Siluridae. Bases 201 to 806 code for a protein of 201 amino acids.